Messenger RNA from Xyrauchen texanus (razorback sucker), 6842 nucleotides. RefSeq names its product protein diaphanous homolog 2-like. The record is from RefSeq and is a predicted model, not a curated record. Bases 319 to 3696 code for a protein of 1125 amino acids. NCBI's taxonomy places the organism in Eukaryota, Metazoa, Chordata, Actinopteri, Cypriniformes, Catostomidae. The transcript is spliced from 31 exons. Gene Ontology annotation, biological process: actin filament polymerization; actin cytoskeleton organization. Gene Ontology annotation, molecular function: actin binding; microtubule binding; small GTPase binding. Gene Ontology annotation, cellular component: cytoplasm; actin filament.
GGCGGAACAAUAGAAGGCCUGGCUGGUAUGUUGGGUUGUGAAGAAUCACUGGGUGGACCAGAGCUAGAGCUGAACCGACUGGGCUAAAUUUCACCACACCUUUUUUGGAGACAACUUCACCCAUAGGGUUACAUCAUAGUCCACUGGAUACUUCCAUCCCAUUACAUGGAAUAAAUCUGGAUCUAAAUCCUACUUUUGUUUUUUUUCGUCUUCACUGAUGGCAUGGCUUUAUAAGACACUUGAUUUUUCUUGAAGUGUUUGCAAACUUGUCGGAAAUACGAAGUGAAAUAACUGUUUAAGUUAGUUUUUAUUCCAAAAAUGGAGCAACAAGCAGCCGGAGGGGAGGACCCAAACAAAUCCUCCAAAAAGAAAUCCACCGAGGAAGAGAGUAAAAACAAAAAACUGAACAUUCACAUAAAAACAUUGGCUGAUGACAUGCGUGACAGAAUCACCAGUUUUCGAAAGCAAGGCAUGAAAAAGGAGAAGCCUCUCAUUCAGCACCCCACAGACCCCAUCUCCAACCAGAACGAGCUGCCCGUGCCCCAGCCGUUCUUCGACGAGCGCUCCAUGAACCUGUCAGAGAAAGAGGUCAUUGACUUGUUUGAGAAGAUGAUGGAGGACAUGAAUCUGAAUGAAGAGCGGAAGGCCCCCUUGCGUGGAAAGGGCUUGAGCACCAAACGUGAGAUGGUGGUCCAGUACAUUUCUGCUACGGCUAAAUCUAUAACUGGGAGCAAAUUUGUGGGUGGACUGAGGAACAGCAAGCACGAGUGUACGCUCUCAUCACAGGAGUACGUGCACGAGCUGCGCUCAGGCAUCUCUGAAGACAAACUGCUAAACUGUCUGGAGUCCCUGCGUGUGUCCUUGACCAGCAACCCCGUAAGUUGGGUGAAUAACUUUGGCCAUGAGGGUCUUGGACUUCUUUUGGAUGCGCUGGAGAAGCUUCUUGACAAGAAACAGCAAGAGAACAUUGACAAGAAAAACCAGCAUAAACUCAUCCAAUGCCUCAAAGCCUUCAUGAACAAUAAGUAUGGCCUGCAAAGGAUCUUGGGGGAUGAACGAAGCCUUCUCCUCCUGGCGAGAGCCAUUGAUCCCAAGCAGACGAAUAUGAUGACUGAGAUCGUAAAGAUUUUGUCAGCUGUCUGUAUCAUUGGAGAGGAGAACAUUCUGGAUAAAAUCCUGGCAGCCAUGACCAUAGCAGCAGAGAGGAAUAAUAAGGAGAGGUUUGCUCCAAUAGUUGAGGGGCUGGAGAACCAUGAAGCCCAGCAGCUACAGGUGGCCUGCAUGCAGCUGAUCAAUGCCCUCGUUACCUUCCCGGAUGAUUUAGACUUCAGGAUGCACUUACGAAAUGAGUUCCUGCGCUGUGGCCUCAAGAAGAUCCUACCAGAACUUAAAGAGACUGAGGAGCUUGACAUUCAGCUGAAGGUGUUUAAUGAAAAUAAGGAGGAGGAUUCCAUCGAGCUGUCACACCGAUUUGAUGACAUCCGUGCCGAAAUGGAUGACAUGGGUGAGGUGUAUCAUCUCCUGUCCAACAUGGUGAAAGACACGGGUUCAGAAUCUUACUUUCUGUCCAUCCUCCAGCACCUGCUGCUCAUCAGGAAUGAUUAUUAUAUCAGGCCUCAGUAUUACAAGGUAAUAGAGGAGUGUGUGUCCCAAAUCAUCCUCCACCGCAGUGGCAUGGACCCUGAUUUUGGCUACAGAGAGAGGCUAGAUGUAGACUUCAGUCACCUCAUUGAUCAGUGUGUAGAUAAAGCCAAAGUGGAAGAGAGUGAGCAGAGAGCAGAUGAAUUCUCCAAAAAGUUCGACGAGGAGUUCAGCGCACGGCAGGAAGCACAGGCUGAGCUGCAGAAACAGGAGGAGAAAAUUAAAGGGUUGGAGGCCCAGAUCAACACCCUACAGGCCCAGUUGACUAGUGAGAGAGACAAGCUAAAAGAGGCAGAGAAAUGCAUCAGUGAAAGAAACAACAAGGUUGAAACCGGAGUUGCAGGUGCCAUUCCUCCACCACCAGGUGGCAUUGCACCUCCUCCUCCACCUCCACCACCCCCUCCACCACCUCCAACUGGAGGUAUUCCACCUCCACCCCAACCAGCAGGUCUGGGACCUCCACCACCCCCACCUCCACCCGGGUGUGGCCCUCCACCUCCACCCCCACCUCCUGGUGGAGGCCCUCCCCCACCUCCGGGAAUGGCUCCUCCCCCACCUGUCAUCCAGUUGCCUUAUGGGCUGGUGCCUAAGAAGACAUACAAACCAGAGACCAUCAUGAAGCGGGUGAACUGGUCGAAGAUAGUGCCUCAGGAGAUGGCAGAAAAUUGCUUUUGGCUCAAAGUCAAAGAGGAGCGCUUUGAGAACAUGGACACGUUCAACCAACUUUCACUUGCCUUCUCUUCUAAAACCAGAGUGAAAAAGGACGUGGACAAAACAGAUGACAGGAUGACACAAUUCAAGAAAAAAGCGAAAGAGCUGCGAAUUCUGGAUGCCAAGACAGCCCAGAAUCUGUCAAUUUUUCUGGGAUCAUUCCGACUGCCUUACGAAGAGAUUCGGGAUAUCGUGCUGGAGGUGGAUGAGGAGAGGCUAAGUGAAUCGCUAAUCCAGAAUCUGAUCAAGAACCUCCCUGAGCAGAAGGAGCUGAGUAGUCUGGCUGAGCUGAAGAAUGAAUACGAGGAGCUAUGUGAGUCAGAGCAAUUUGGCAUUGUGAUGAGCUCAGUGAAGAUGCUGCGUCCUCGGUUGAAUGGGAUCCUGUUCAAGCUGACGUUUGAGGAGCAGGUGAACAAUAUCCGGCCAGAUAUCAUGAACGUGGCAAUCGCCUGCGAGGAGGUGAAGAAAAGUGAGGGUUUCAGCAUGUUGCUGGAGAUGGUGCUGCUGAUCGGGAAUUACAUGAAUGCUGGCUCCCGAAAUGCUCAGACGUUUGGCUUCAACAUCAGCUUCCUUUGCAAGCUUUGUGACACAAAGUCGACAGACCAGAAUAUGACUCUUCUGCACUUCCUUUCUGAGAAGUGUGAAGAAAAGUAUCCUGAGAUCCUGAAGUUCCCAGAUGAGCUGCAGCAUGUGGAGAGUGCCAGCAAAGUGUCUGCCCAGAUCCUAAAAGCCAGCCUGGACACAAUGGAACGCCAUAUUCAGAGACUGGAGAACGACAUCCAGAAUUUCCCCAAGACCGUUGAAAAGCAGGAUAAGUUUGUGGAAAAAAUGUCUGGCUUCUCCAAGCAUUCGCGAGAGCAGUACGAGAAGCUUUCCACCAUGCACAAGAACAUGCAGAAACUCUACGAGAGCCUGGGGAGCUACUUCGCCUUCGACCCACACACUGUCAGCAUUGAGGACUUCUUCGGAGACCUGGCUAACUUCCGCAACCACUUCAUGGAUGCUGUGCGGGAGAACCACAAGAAGAGGGAGCUGGAGGAGAAGAUCAAGAGAGCCAAGCUAGCAAAGGAGAAGGCUGAGCGAGAGAAGCAAGAGAGACAGCAGAAGAAGAAACAGCUGAUUGACAUGAACAAAGAAGGUGAUGAGACAGGCGUGAUGGACAGCCUGAUGGAGGCCCUGCAGUCUGGAGCAGCCUUCCGUGACCGCAGGAAACGAACCCCACGCAAUGGUGAUCAAAGCCCUUCCUGUACUGCACCUCGGUGGCCGGGUGCUAACCAUGACAACCGUCUCACUGGUUUGGAAAGAUCCCGUUCGCGCCACAAUGCAAACCCUAUGGUCCGAUGAUCGCUUGCCGGCUACAGACGUUUGCCAAGUGCCAAAGACCCAAGAGGGGGGACACUGAGGAGGGCUGAACAGGAAUUGAGAGAGCCUGCCCCUCACGGCAUUUCCUGCUCACCCGUCAUUCGCAUACCUACACAUCCACAUGCAUGCAGAAUGCAGAACAAAACCUCAAAGACAUGUUCAACAGGUCCAGAACCAUGACCCUUACUCCUCUCUGCCUUACAAACCUGGACAAUUUGUUCUUACUUUUGUGUUUAUUUCCUGGGGCCUGUUAAAUUAAGGGGUGCUUGUUUUUAUUUUUUGUUUGUUUGUUAUUUUCAUGAUUGUGCCAGUUCUGUUUAUAUCUCAGGACACUAACUCCCCUGGCUCACAUUCAUCCUGCUAUCUGCAAACAGUCUUGAUUGACUGCAUUUUGAUAUCUAGCUAUUGGAUUUUUUAAGCGCACAAACACUCUUCUUGCUGACAAAAGGCCAAAAGCACCAGAGAGGACUGAGUGAUUCUGAAUGCAUAUCAGCAAAGGGACUUUAUUCACUGCAUUGAUUGAACAAAAACCUUGGCUUGAUUGAUUCUGCCACCCCUCCUGCUUUUUAUUCCACAUGACAAAUAGCAUUUAGAUUUUUAGUCUAUAACUUCACCAUAAGCCCUGCUCUGCUACAUAUUUUCUCUAAUCAGUGCCUCUCAUAAUAUAUUACAGAUUUUAUAUAUGUAGCAACAUAAAAAAGCUACUGAUUUUAGCAUCAGUGCAACAUUGUGUACACAUUUGUGCUGUGUAACAGCUGCCAGCUGCCAUAAGGUACCUGUGCUGGUAGAAAGAUAUUGCUCUUUAUCUACAGUUAACACUUCAAACAUAUGUAGACAUUUCGAUUGCAGAAUCAAAGGUUUUAUUAAACGAAUCUGCUGGCGUGUAAAGCAAACAGGAAUCAAAGAGAUGCCAUACAUUUCUGUUUUCAAUCAUUUCACAGGGUUUCUUUUUAUUUAUUUUGAAGUCAAUGUACUUUAGCCUUCUUGUAGAAUAGUAUUUUACUGAACUGUAGCUUAGUGUAUUGUCAAGAUCCAUUGGUCAUCUUUAAAAGCUCUAAGAUGUGUAACAUAUUCAGCCCCUCCACAUUUCACCUCGCCAUCUUAGCCCUGUCUCACAUUUAAAAUAAAUAAAUUACGCAAAUCGUUUGUCCAAAACAAUAUCAAUGAUCAUAUUUAGUCUACUAGCCAUCUGUAGCACCUCCUUUGUACUCAAAUCUCAUAUUAGUGUCAAUCUUUCAUCAUUUGAAAAAUAUGUAUUUAUUGAGAGUUUGCCAGAUAUGUGAAUAGAAACCAGAAUCCAGAGAAGAGGCAUCUUGGAUGUGAGGAUGUACAGAGGUAAAAUACUGACAGUGAAGGAGUGUUGACCACGUCGUGGCUGCCAUCAUGUGAAAGCCAUUAGUGAAAUCUCUUUGUCACCUCCCCAAACUUAAGCUUGUUUAAGCUUUUUGGCACGUUUUUCUGCCUCCCAUUUCCAUAACACUGCAGGCAAACUAUAUGCAAAACAGUGUCUUCUCUCUUUUGUGUGACUGGAGCAAUGCUGCCUAACAUACUGGUACAUGCCACACUGAAAUUCCAGUAUCUCCUGCAUUCAUAAACAAAGGCAACAUGUUGAGUUUGCACAUACGAUGCAUUAAUUACCCCAAAGUCCCACCAGAUGCUAUUUUUCCAGUAUUAAAUAAGUUUUGUUCAAAUGCAAGUGACUAAAGUGAAGUGCAGAAUGUCCAUGCUUUUAAACAAACCUCUGUUAGUCCAGCUUUCUCCUCACACUGUGUUUGUCAUGCACUCUCUCUCUCGAGGAGAGAGGAAAGGUCGAGUUGUGGUGUAUAGCAAUCCAUUGAUUUUCUUUUCUAAUUAAAACUGCCCUUUGAAUUGUAUCCAGAGCCACACAAAAGAAGCUGCCCUAGGUUCACACUGCUCGCACUACUAUUUAAAACUCAUGUUAAUUGCAGAUGCCUCCAACAUGCAUUUUUAUUUCCCAGUCUGCUCAAACUCAGAGACCACUAACAUACAUUUUCUGACAGACAGCGUCACUGUCAAUGAAUUAAUCCACAACAAUACUGUUAUUUCUGGGAAAUAAUUUUAAUAAAAAUUGUAUUUUAUUUUGCUGAUAUUGGUUUUGAUUUAUGUGCAAAAUUUCACAAUGAGAAAGGUUACUAUACUAAAAUUGUUCCUGUUGUUAUUGUUUAUAUGACUGAAAGGGAGAGUAAGAGGGAAAAUCUCAGUUGAGACUGAUUUGUUAAAAUCACACUAAUAUGAAGCUUCUGUAUGGUAAAAGUGAUGAAUUGGUCAUACGUGACCCAUUUUGUGUAUAUGAGGGACACCUAGCAGCAAUUCAACCAAUCAUACAGACUCUACUACAUCCCAGAGGACUUCAAAAUUAUGUGUAAUUUAUAUUUUGUUUUUCCUCUUUAUUCCAAGAAAACCAUGUUCCAUCCCUCUAUUUGUGAUAGUGGUGUUAAACUUGUGUAUUACUAUAGGCUAAUAUAUGUGUUGUGUAUUUGAUGAGAAUAUCUUAGAGAACAUAUCAUAAUGCAGGUUAGAGUCUGCAGAUGACUGACUGUGUAAUGUGCUUAAGUCAGAUCCAAUUCUUAAAUGGAUGCGAGACAGAGGCCAGAAAUAGGUAAGAAAAUAUUAAGUUACUAGUGACUUUUUUGGGUACUCUGCUGUCUCGUUUAUCUACAUAUCCUCAAUGUGUAGAUAAAUUUUAGACAGAUUGUAUGAUGGUGCACUUUAACUUGUUAAAUAUAGAUCUGGAGCGAUCUUUUAAUUUGUGAUAUUCCUUAGCAUAUCAUUGCCAAAAUAGACUGCUUGCAUGUGUGGUAACCAUUCCUGAUAAGUGAUUCAAUCUCAGUUCUUUCCAAUUUCUCUCCCAGUUUCUCUCAUUCCUUCUCACUGUAAUUGGUGCUUGGAAUUAGAAGUUAAAUAGGUAUGAAUAAUUACAACUGUCUCAGGACAUUGUUUUAAUUUUUAGGUAAUGUAAGAUUCCAUACCCCUGCCUUCUUUUUCCCAUUGUGUUAUAAGCGAUUUAUAUUUGUAACAUCUUUAAGUUUAUUUUUAUCUGUGACUAAAAAGUGAAAAUGGUUAUGCACACUGUACCUGAGUAUGUAACAAAAUAUCAUACUAAAUAA